AUGCGGGAUGGCCGGUCGAAACGCAAGGAGGUUGAUGGGAACAUCCUCGGUAACUGGCAUCAGGGCGUUCACGGUGGUGAAGUGAUCUCAUCUCGCAAUAGAUUUGAGAGGGAUCUUGUUCGAGUUGCCCCCAGACAAGGUCCAGAAAGCCUCCAUCUGUACGAUGGCAAUAACACGACUCGUUUCCUUGCGGUCAUGAUCGACCCCGGCAAGCACUCCUAUUUUGUGGUCAACCUAAACAACACCGAGUAUGACUACCAAACCGCCCAUGAAUGCGAGACACCAGUACCGGUCUAUAUUCUCCGCUUAUCGAAAAGCAAACCCAUGAUCUUCCGAAACCCAGUGUUGGAUGGACACAUCGCGGAGACCCUUCGAGUCAUGCACAAUAACCAUGGCCAGGACCCCUUACCUUUGUUGGACUUUGACAAUUACUGCGACAAGAAUACUUAUUACGGCAAUCCACGGAGCCUCCAACGUUGA
Messenger RNA from Penicillium bovifimosum, 480 nucleotides. RefSeq lists its product as uncharacterized. The coding region runs from base 1 to 480 and encodes 159 amino acids. The record is from RefSeq and is a predicted model, not a curated record. The transcript is spliced from 2 exons. Lineage: Eukaryota; Fungi; Ascomycota; Eurotiomycetes; Eurotiales; Aspergillaceae.